This is a messenger RNA of Paramecium tetraurelia, 690 nucleotides long. RefSeq lists its product as uncharacterized. Lineage: Eukaryota; Ciliophora; Oligohymenophorea; Peniculida; Parameciidae. The transcript has a single exon. The record is from RefSeq and is a predicted model, not a curated record.
AUGGAUUAAAAAGAAUAAAAACCUUAUAUAUUCACAGAAAUCUGUCUCUAGUCGAUAUAUUGCAAAGAUAACUCUUGCUAACUAAAUCAUUCGAGAGUAUUUGUUGGAGUUUGCGUAGAAUAUUUAAGGAAUGAGCAAUAAUUUUAUGAUGAAGGAGGUGAAGAGUAUGAAUAAACAAAAUGCAAUAAAAAAGACUGUAAUUUGUGGCACUUUUAAAAUGACAAAUUUAGCGAUUAAUUGUCUAAAUAAACGAUAAAUGGGAUAUUUCCUCACAAUCUAUGUCCCAAGAGUUGUGGAUUCGAAAAUUGCGGAUAUCUACAUAGAAAAUGGGCUGAAAAAGUGUGUUUUAAUCAAAUUCUAAAAGGCAGUUGUAGAAAUAAACAAUGUGAGUUAGAACAUGUGCGUUGGGAGUUGGACAUAUUAAAAGAAAGAGCUAGAUCUUGUUCAUUGAAUCAGGACACUACGCCAGAAGAUUUAUGCGAGAAAGAAAAAUGUAAUUGCGGUAAACAUCCUCCUUGGUUAAAUGAUUAUUGCAUACUCUAUCUGAAGGGUUUGUGUCCAAAUAAAAAGUGCAUUAAAAAUCAUACCGAUUGGGAAAAAAUUAACACAAAAAUAAAUUAAAAAAAAUGCUUUAAAGUCUUGUAUCACCAUCGCUCAAGAAAGAAAAAAAAAAAUUCAUUCAACACCUGA